UCGUUGAAAUUGGAUGCAAAAUAUUUUCGCUGCGUUCAAAUAACUAAACAUCGGUUUGUUUAAUGAUUAAACAUAUUCUCGCAUAAAACAGUUCGAGGUAUAGAUGAAAAUAGUGAGUUCAACUAAUAUUAGACUCGGCUGGUCCAGUGCAUAUAAACGGAUCGCAUAAACUGUUUGCUAGCAUUCGUGAUACAUAUCUUCGCUGGAGAACAACUAUAUCUCAACAAUUAGUUUUUUCGUAUUUGUGAGUGAAAUAUUUACCACUGAUUGUUGAUAAACAAUACGACUUUGUUUAUGAUAAAAGGAAAAUAAAUUUUUACCAAAUGUGUGAAACACUAGUGCUUGGCGAAAACAUUUACGGAAUCGAUUUCGAACUGUAGUUAAAGUGGCAAAGCUUAGUGUUAUGAAUGGCAAAUUACAAAAUAGUUCCGUGGAGAAAAACUGCAAACGAGAAUAAACCGGAAUAAUUCAGAUAAACACAAUGAGUGCUACCGGAACGGAAAACAUGGAGGGCUCCGAGUGCAUCCAUAAUACCAAGAUUUCUGACUCCGGAUACUCGAACAGCUGUAGCAACAGUAAAUCGCAACGGAGUGGUAGUUCGAAGACUCAUCACAGCGGCAGUAGCGGUGCCGGCAGCAGUGGCUGCAGCGGCACGGGAAACACUCAACCAGACACACCCGCCGCUUCAUUGCACCAUGCAAAGGACAAAGAUCGCAAAACGAAAGAAAAGGAACAGAAAACGCUGAUCGAUUCUAGUCCGGUUGGAGUUCUCGUCGACGAGACACGCUGUAAAGCAAAACCAUGUCCAUCGACUGCAAUGACUGUAUGCUUGGAAACGGAAGCGUCCGGCCACCAUUUGGAUGAACCCAAAGAUCGUCUGCCCAUAGAAAGAACUGAUGACGUUUUAAAAGAAGAAACCCAGACAUCUCAAGAUUCCAUUCGUCGUACAGACACCAAGCAAUCACCCUAUUGCCUGCCUGGACCGUCACCAGCAGCUUGCACCGCAGUUCUACAGGACGAUGGCUAUCAUAACUUGGAUUGUGAAGAGCUACCAGCUGCCAUUCAGGUGCAAUCUCCGGAUGCCAUUACACCAUCGGUAGCGGCUAGACCACCAAACACCGAGGACGGAUUCCGCUGCAUCAUUUCAAUGCACGACGGUGUGGUACUGUUCACAACACCUAGCAUUACGCACAGUCUCGGGUUUCCGAAAAACAUGUGGAUCGGUCGAUCCUUUAUCGAUUUCGUUCAUCCCAAAGAUCGAGCCACCUUCGCCAGUCAGAUAACGUCUAAAAUGGCCGUUCCUCUGGGUGCACUCGAGGACGACUCCAGACAGAAAUGCCAGCUCAACUCACUCUACGUAAUGCUGAGAAAAUAUAGAGGACUCAAAAGUGCAGGCUUUGCGGUCACGGGUACUGCUGUAAACUAUGAACCCUAUCGGUUAGUGUUGACUUUCCGCGAGGCCCUAGAGGAAACGAGUGACAUCGCUCAAAGAACCGGGCGUAACAUUUUGCUGAUUAUAUCGGCAACUCCGGUCAAGAGUGUCUACAAAAUGCCAAACGAAAAGUUGAAGGACAAAGAGCUUAAAUUUAGUACCAUACACAAACCAUGCGGUAGACUAAAUUACGUCGACGGAAGCUCAGUAGAGCUACUUGGUUAUCUACCUCAAGAUAUUAUAGAACGAUCGAUAAUGGAACUGUAUCAUCCGGAAGAUAUGCCGAUUCUGAAGCAAGCCUACGAAAAGGUGAUGCUCAACGGUCAAACAGUCGGAGCAACGUUUGCUAGUCCCCCAUAUCGAUUCCUGGCCCAAAACGAUUGCUACAUUAUCCUCCAAACAGAAUGGACGAGUUUCGUCAACCCGUGGUCCCGUAUGCUCGAGUUAAUUAUUGGAAACCACCGGGUACUGGAGGGACCAUUUAAUCCAGAUGUAUUCGCGCCAAGUGAAGGCGAUGUAAAUCGCGAAAACUUUUCAAAUGAACAAAUGAAGGAUCGCGAAUCGAUAGCGGAUGAUAUUCUCCAGCUCUUGAAGGAACCGAUUGCAAAGCCUCCGGAUAAGGUAAGCCAGGAGGUAAUAAAGCGAUGUCAGCUUUUGGCAUCGUUAAUGGAUGAAAUACCAGCCGAGGUCACGAAACCCGAACUGACCCUGAAUCUCUUGAAAGUAAAUUCUGAGCUAACAUUUUCAGAGCAAGAUUCCGUUAUGCUUGGAGAGAUUUCACCUCACCAUGAUUAUUUUGAUAGCAAAAGUUCAUCUGAAACACCGCCAAGCUACCAUCAGCUCAAUUACAACGAUAAUUUGUACCGCUUUUUCAACAGUCAUCCUAUUAUGAACAUUGAAGAAUCUCUUAAAAUUGACUCAUCCGGUGGGGCUAACACAGAAACGAUAGAUGGCCAAACCAAUGUCAGCCCCAAUCGACAGUUUAGCGGCAGCGGAGAGGGAAGUAACGAUAGUUCCGAGAGAAAUGGAAGAAUGCCCGAAACCACGCCUCCUUCGAGCAAUGGGCAAGAUUUUUCGAGCAGCUUCCAACCUCCGGCGUUGACUGAAGAAAUGCUCUGCCUUCAUGAUGAGGACAUGCAAAAGGCUAUGUUGAAGAGGCAUCGUGAAGCCCGGACUCUGGCUAGAAGUUCAGAAAAAAAGAAAGGACCUCCGGAUAAAGCACAAUCUAGUUUCGUUUCCCACGGGCUAAAGCGAGGCCUUUCAAAUUCGUGGGAAGGAGAUAAUCACAAAACUUUCAAACACCAGCAUAACCCAAAUCCAACUGCCAACGGUCAGGAUCAAUCAUUAUAUAUAAGUGCACCGCCAAACCCUACACCACUGCAAACUGCCCCCGUUGCAGGCCCCAGUGCAACAAAAGUACCAACCACAGGCACCAUCGUUGCUCCACAGCCAACUACUCUUACGUACAGCGUACCACGAAACGGGGACCAAUGGCAACCGUUUUCGGUUAGUUUGACGACGAUACAGACAUCACAUAGAAACACAACCGCCAGUUUCGUUCCUUCGCAGAACAUGCUACCAACUCUGUACUACAUUCCGACAGUGCCACAAUCAAUUACGCCAAACCCCGGUGGGAUACUGCCUCGAAUAAACACUAUUUCUAUUCCGUACAUACCCGACAUGACGUAUCCUCAGCCUAUGCAGCUUUACCAGCCUUCGCUGUACUACUCGCCAAUGAUGUACCAAGCGAUGCCAUUCCAGCCAAUAACACUUCCAAGCGGACUGACGAAUAGUUCUCGAAACCAGCAACAACCUCAAAACCAGCCACCUCAACCUCAACCAACAGCGCAACCUCCAACCAACUCCAAAUGUUGCCAACUUAACCGUCCAACCGACGCAACCGGAACGGCUACGGUGGCCAACGGUGGCAAGCAGAACGAUCGGGUAAACAAUAAGCAAUGUAGUUUAUAUCGCACAGCGGUGGACCAAUUUACAACAGUUUCAAAGGGUUCCAAGAAGGUAUUUGGCAGUUUUACUGACAUUUCCCACACGGGCGAAAACUUCCAUCGGACGGCGGAUGAGGAAAAGCUACAAAACGCCGUUAUCGAUGACACCCGGAAGGUACCGGUAACACAUCGCCAAGCGAGUGAAGAUGCGGAUGAAUCGACCUUCUCCAGUCUAGCCUCUAGUUUCCUUAGAACGGAGAAUACGUCGGAGAGCAAUUGCGUUGGCAGGAAAGGAUCAAGCGAGAUGAUAUGGGAGAGCGCGCAAAAUUCGCGUAGACCGGAACCACCCUGGAUGGAGAAUGUGAGCCAAACGACGAAUUGGGCCUAUCGGUACCAGAUUUCGGAUCGUGUGGCAAAGGAUGUACUCGCUGCCGAUCUGGUCAAGCUGAAGGGUCUCAAACAGCCUAAGCUAGUAAACGAUCAACUCGGACAACUGUACCUGGAUCUGGAGCUGCAAGGACUGUCGGUCAAACUAUCACUAAGUGAGGCCAGCCAAUCUCAUUCUACCAGUAGCAGUGACGACUGCGAUACAGUCGAUCCGAAAAAGAUCGCCAAAAGAAACAUGCAAUAUAACAAGUUGCAGUUUAUCUACGAAGAGAAUGCCCCGUUUCCACCUUCUACGAUUGGAGCUUGAACUGUGCAUAUGUCUAGAUGGAUGAUUUUGAUGUGAUAGAUUUUAAAGCGCAUUUUAUAUAUUUAUUAUACUAACCAUAACCGGUUCAACUAGAAAUGCUACAGCUUCUCAUUCAGUUAUAUGAAAUGAUUAAAGAAUUUUUUGACCUGGCUGACAGAUUUGUAUGUGGAAAGAUAUGAAUGCAUAGUUGGGUGGAUAACUGUCCACACUAGAAUUAUUUCGGAGGAAUGUUUUAUAAAUUAAGAGAGUAUAUAAUAAAGUCAGAGGAAUUUACAAUUCUAUUUAUGAAAAUGACUAUUCGCAGCAUCAAACGAAUGAUGAACAUUUUAGCAUUCUAUGGUAAUAAACAACAAAUUGAAUAGAACAAUAUGAUUGACAACGAAGUACAACGACGGAAUACUUGUCUCAUAAGAUAACAUUUAAUAAUUUCUAUGAAGAAAAAUGCGAACGUAAUGUAUUUUACAUCGAAAUACUAAUCAACAUAGGAAAUACAUAGUCUCAAUGUAACCGAAUAUAAUAUAAAUUAACACAAAUAUAUAAGCUUCAAUGUAGCAAGGCUCAUUAAUAAGAUCAUAAAGCACAAACUGUAUCUUUAUGAUUUCAAGAAGCAUACCUCUAGCGUUUUGAGAAUUUUCGAUGUAUCAGCAAUUUUAAUGUUAACCAUCAAAUACAUCCUCUGUCUGUUCUGAUUUUCGUAUGCUAUACAGCACCGGUUUAAUGCGAGAAAAUUUAUUAGAAGAAAUAAUUUUAGACUCAAAAAUGUUUGCCAGAUUGAGUGGUUCAAAUAUUCGUACAAAUAUAAACUCAAUCUCAACUAUAA
Topomyia yanbarensis is the source of this 4892-nucleotide messenger RNA. It is a transcript of the gene per, whose product is annotated as period circadian protein. The record is from RefSeq and is a predicted model, not a curated record. Gene Ontology annotation, cellular component: cytoplasm; nucleus. Gene Ontology annotation, molecular function: transcription cis-regulatory region binding; transcription corepressor binding. The transcript has 6 exons. Gene Ontology annotation, biological process: circadian regulation of gene expression; negative regulation of transcription by RNA polymerase II; entrainment of circadian clock by photoperiod. Bases 482 to 4072 code for a protein of 1196 amino acids. NCBI's taxonomy places the organism in Eukaryota, Metazoa, Arthropoda, Insecta, Diptera, Culicidae.